Messenger RNA from Orbicella faveolata, 6289 nucleotides. RefSeq names its product protein argonaute-2-like. Gene Ontology annotation, biological process: signal transduction. Lineage: Eukaryota; Metazoa; Cnidaria; Anthozoa; Scleractinia; Merulinidae. The record is from RefSeq and is a predicted model, not a curated record. Gene Ontology annotation, molecular function: RNA binding; protein binding.
UCAUAGGCACUUUCAUAUAGGAAUCUAUUAUUAAAAUUAUUUUCUGAGUAACAACAACAACAACAACAGUUAUCUGUAAACAAUUAUUUCUCUCUCUAGUUAAGGAUGGCACACCCACAGAUGAAGAAUUAGAAGAAUUGGGUGACAAAAUUGUAGAAAAUUGGAAAAAGCUUGGGCGCCGCCUAGAUAUCACUGAUACAAAGCUCCUGGAAAUAGCUCAAGCUCACGACCAACCGUCUGAAAAGGGAUACUAUAUGUUGAAGCACUGGAAACAAGAAAAAGGUUCUGCUGCAACCUAUGAAGCAUUGUGUGGUGCUUUAAAACAUAGACUUGUACAACGCCAAGACUUGGCUGAGCAGUUUUGUUACAUUAAUGGGCCCUCUGCCAGUCAGCUGCCUGCUGGUCCAGCACCAGAAGAAAGAGUGACAGGAGAAGUACCUGGAACUUCAGCCCAACAUCAAGAAAAUUCCAGUGGAGUGAAAAGUAAUCUGAAACGGAAAAGUUCCGAUCCAAAUCCCGAACGAGGUAACUUGCCUUUUAAGAUUUUCUGUGCUAGUGCCAGUAGCAGAAACACAGGGAAUCAAGAUCCUCAAGAAGAAAGACUAAGAGAAGAAGUGAACCGCUAUAUGAAACAGAAGAUUGAUGAGGUGAAUUCGCAGGGAAUAUUUGAUUACUCUGAACCUAUAGGGAUACAUCGCUUCUAUGCGUACUUAGUAGGAGAACGUAAUCUAAUAGAUGUGAACUUUGGAAAGAGUAGCAUUAAAGUGAUUGUCAAAUGCCGUACCGUGGAAAUACUUGAAGGUCUGUGGCGUGAUUAUUGCUGUGGUCACCUAAAUGUAGUAGCCGAGGAAUGCCUCAUUACAGAGACGGUUAAGGAGGAGCUUUGUAUGGAGACCAUAAAGCUGAAAACAACUAUCUUGGAAGAGGACUACGUAGCAUGCAAAUUGUCUUUGAUGGAAAUUCCAGAAACUCCGAGUGUGGCAACUUCUCUCACCACUGCUUCUACUUUUUCAUCCACUGCAACUGCUGCUGUCGCCGCUGCUACCGCUGAGGCAGUUGGUGUCCCAGCCUCUCCUGCUGAAACUGAACACGGGGAAAGUUUCUUUACACGGUUUCUUUCCUUCUUGAAUUUUGCUAAAGCUCAAUUUGUCCCCGCCGCUGCUGCUGAUGUGGAUGAUAAAGGAGAUGAAGAAAAAUUAACAGCUCUUCAAACGCAAGGAAAUGAUGGACUACAUUCCCCUAAAAGACCAGACCGCGGUACUGUUGGCCGCCCUAUCCGGUUAAGGGCAAACUUCUUCCGCCUCAAUAUUUCGCCACAGCUAUCAGAUCUGUACCGCUAUGAUGUGGAGAUAACUGCACACAGGUUAUACAAGUGUCCCCAAACGGUGAAAAGAGACGUUGUGAAUGAAAUCAUAAGGAGGUACAAAGAUACAACAUUCCAAGGUCACCAUCCCGCUUUUGACGGCAUGAGGAACUUGUAUAGCAGAAUCAAACUUCCUUCAGCAGAACUCAGUGUCAAGUUACCUUGUGAAGAUGGAAACGACAAAGACUUCAAGGUUAAAAUCCAGUUUGUAGCAUCAGUUAGUCUCCUUGAAUUGAAAAAGGUCCUGAGUGGUAAACAAAGUGGGGAAAUUCCACAAGAUGCAGUCAGGGCAUUAGAUAUUGUCAUGCGGGAGAUGCCAUCAUUGCAUUACACACCUAUUGAGCGAUCGUUCUUCCCAUUCGAUGGUCCAGGGAGACUCCUGGAUGAGAGGUGUGAGGUGCAGGUUGGUUUCUAUUCAAGUGUUAGACACUCUGAAUGGAAGGCUAUGCUGGUGAACAUUGAUGUCUCUGAAAAGGUGUUUGACAAGAGCCAAGAUGCCAUAGGCUUCUUAUGUGAAAUCCAUGGACCUGAUGUAACGCCCCAAAGUCUUGAAGACCGUAGCUUUCCACUCGAUAAACAAAGGCUUGAGAAGGCCAUACGUGGGAUCCGUAUACAAACCACUCUUGCAGCCUCUAUUAAGAGAAAGUACACCGUGUGGGGAGUUACAGACCUUCCCGCAGAAAAGCUUCAGUUCGAUGUUCAGGAGGAACUAACUGGUCGCAAAGUCAAAACAACUGUAGUCAAAUAUUUUAAGGAUAGAUACAAUUUGCCUCUGAGAUAUCCUCACCUACCCUGCCUACAAGUUAGCCAGAAAAAAGAUUAUUAUCUUCCAUUGGAAGUGUGUACCCUUAUUCCCUGUGAAAGAAGAUAUCUGACUGAUGAGCAGAUUGAAAACCUGAUCAAGAGUACUGCACGCUCAGCACCUGAACGACAGCGUAAUAUUCGUCAUUGGGCCCGAGAAAUGAUACAGACCAGUAAGAAGUAUUUAAAGGAAGAGUUCCAGACUUCUGUUAGCCCAUUAAUGGUCAGGGUAGAUGGCCGUGUACUGCCAGCACCUAAAAUCAAGCUUGGACCACAAGAUCAAGCUUUGGUUCCACGGGAUGGUUCGUGGGACCUACUUAACAACUCAUUUCAUGAGGGAGCCCAGAUUGAAACCUGGGCUUUAGCUUGUUUUGUUCCUUCCCAUUUGUGUGGUGAAGAUGAUCUGAGAAAGUUUGGUCAGCAAAUGGCGUCUGUGUCUUGUGGAGAGGGAAUGAAGAUGACAGAGGAGCCAGCUGUAAUGACAUACGCGAAGGCCGACAGUGAUGUUGAAAAUCUGUUCUGUAAGUGGGUAGUAGAGAUCCCAGAUCUUCAGCUCAUCAUGGUUGUCCUGCCAGAAAGAAGUAAGCGUCUUUAUCCUGAGAUCAAACGAGUCGGUGACAUCGUUCUUGGUAUUCCAACUCAAUGUGUUCUGUCGAAGUAUGUGCAACAAGCGAAACCUGACCUCUGCGCCAACAUCGCCUUGAAAAUAAAUGCAAAGCUGGGUGGAAUCAAUCAUGUUAUUGAUCUGGCAGACAAGUCACCCGUAUUCAGAGAACCUGUCAUCAUUUUUGGUGCUGAUGUAACACACAUUUUCCCCUCUAAUAAGAUUCCGUCCAUCGCUGCUGUUGUUGCCAGUAUGGAUACAAAUGCAGCUAAAUACCGCGCACAAGUUCGAGCGCAGAGUCACUACAUAUCAGGAGGUUUCCGGGAUAUAAUCAACGAUCUGGCUGCUAUGGUGAAAGAGCUUCUUAUCGAGUUCUACAAAGCCAACAGGACACUAAAGCCGUCCAAAAUCGUUUUUUACCGAAAUGGAGUCAGCAAGGGUCGGUUUGACCAAGUACUAGUUCAUGAAGUGCGUGCUGUUCAGGAGGCCUGUAUGAUGCUGGAAAAGGAAUAUCGCCCAGGAAUCACUUUUGUUGUGGUUCAGAAGCGGCAUCAUACAAGACUAUUCUGUGAAGACAAACGAGAUGCCUCGGGCGCAGAUGAGAAUGUACCCCCAGGCACCACUGUUGACAGUGGUAUAACACACCCAUAUGAGUUUGACUUCUAUCUGUGCAGCCACUUUGGAAUCCAGGGAACAAGCCGACCUACACACUAUCACGUUUUGUACGACGAUAACGCCUUCACAGCAGACGGUCUUCAACAGCUCACUUAUCAGCUCUGUCACCUGUAUGCACGGUGCAAUCGUAGUGUCUCCAUGCCAGCCCCUGCCUAUUAUGCACAUUUGGUGGCGUUCCGAGCUAGACACCACGUGACCAAUGGUGAAAAUGAAAGCGGCAGUGGCAUCAAGGACGUGGUAGAUUUGGAGAAGUCUUCAAGAGCCAUUCAAGUAAACUACAGAAUGAAAGGAGCGAUGUAUUUUACGUAAAGACUUAGCUGGAUAACACUGUGUAUAUAUGUAACUUGAAAUACCACGUAUAAAGAAAGGAUGAAAAAUGCAAUGUAGUGUAAUUGACGGGUAACCAGACAUUACUGAAAAUGUCUCCAUAGAGUCAUGUAGGACUAUUUAUAUGAAGACAAAAUCCUGAUUCUUAAUUAGUUUGUUGCCUUGGCUUUUAAACAGCAGUGGAUUUGAGCUUCUACUUCGUCUACCGUACGAAAAAAAAGACUAGAUACAUGUACAGUUCUGCACCGAAAUACAAUGAAUGACUCACAAACAUGUUCUCAUUUGUGUACAGUACCCGAAGAAGGAGCCGGGAUUUUUUAUAAAUGCUGUUGCAUUUUGUUAGACUUAGCAUUGCCUUAGUUGGAAACCGAAUCGUAACAUAACUGUAUUCAGGUGUAAGUACGGACAUAAGUUGUACAGUGUUAUUUGCUAUUUUCACUAUGGCCGAUUUUGUAUUCUGUACGAGUAGUGUAAGUACCGUAAUGUAAGUAAUGUAACGUGUAGAGUAUUCCAGGUAAGUAUCUUAAUGUACGUAAUGUAAAUAUGGCAUUGUAAGUAGUGUUCUUUGUGUGGCAUUAAUAAAAUAAAAUAAAAAAGGUCGAGCCUCCAUUAACGGCCACCUCUGUACAACGGCCACUUUUUUGUCCCGGUGGACGGUUGGGCUCGAUUACCAGCUGCUGUUCGGGAAAGAAGCUCGCGCUCCGGACUCGAUAAUGCGGCGGCAAUCGCGCCUAGCGAACGGUGCGAACCCUCACUCUCAUUUUAACCUCUCUACAGCGGCCAUCUCUCCACAACGGCACGGUCGCUUAAGUGCGUCCCAACUGCCAAAAUAACUUCUGGACAACGGUCAGUUAUUCAACGUCUGACGAACGGUGUACUGAUACAAGAACCCAUUUUCAGUCCUGUAGAAGUUCACAAAACUUGGUUUCUGUUUUAUUGAUAAAUUCUGAUUGUGAUACGCAAAAAAAAAAAACACAAACAAACAAAGCAAAACAGGUAUACUACAACCCCACCUCUCCAAAACGCUCCGCAACCGCUCUACAACGGGCACUUUCCUCUGUCCAGAAGGUGGCCAUUGUAGAGAGGUUCAAAUUGUAGUAAGUUAAUAUGUAAAUUCACUUUUCUCCUAAGUUAAAGUUAUCAUAAAGAGGACAAAUGUCAAUAGUACUUUUAAGUUGAGAAUAUUAUAUUUAGAGAGCUAAGGAUUUUAGGUGGAUAUUAUGUAGUGUGAUUUAGUUUUGACCUGCUGCUUCGCCAGAGAAAUUUGUUUUUUCUCGGAUUAGCUUCUAGUGCGUAGAACGAACAUCAGAAGGAUCAGUGUAUAUUGAUAAAUUAGGUAAAAUAAAUAGGAAUUUAGUGACACAUCCCACGGAGAAGCUCUUCGUCCAAUGUUUCCGGAUUGAAAAACCUUCGGAGCAAGGCGAAAACCAGCAACAAAUUCAACCCACUUAUGACGCCGGGUCCAGGCCACUUUGGUGGGAAGCGAGCGCUUUCUCCACUGCGCCAUAGAGUGUUUUGCCAUCCAGUUACGGUAAUUUAUGUUCCCUCAGUAUUCAGGACCAAGAGAAGAUCCAAGGGAAGGGAGUGAAGUCUCCAUAUACAUGAAGGCCUUAUACCCAUGAUAAAAUUAUUUUUAGACAGGGUUCCUAGUUCUUCCGAGUAUUUUACUCGCGUGAUGCGUGGACAGCCCAAGUGACCUGAGACGAAAUGGCGGGAAAUGUGGUUUUCUGCACUAGCUCCCUGCCGUCUUGUUUUGUUCGGCUGGUCUUCCGGUUUGCUUUGUGCUUGUUUGGCUGUUCAUUCUUUAGCCGUUUAUUCGGUUUUAGAGAGGUUAUUAAUAAGCAAAUUAAACCACAACGGUAACGAGUACAACGGCCGUGUACGCGUAUGUUAUAACUCGGCUAUGUUCUUUUCUUUGCCGUUCUUCACAAAACAACUACUUGAACGUGGAAUGACCGCAUUCAACGCAUUCUAAAGAACGUGAAAUUCCACCGCCAAUUUUUGAAAUUUGUUUUUGGAAUUUCGACGCUGCCUUACAUGCUCUGUUUGGGAUAUCGUUGACAGCGAUAGACUAACUGAAUGAAUCUAAAUCCUUGAAGAUUUGUAGGAUGAGUAAAAGUCGUUUUGUAUUUUAUUAAGAAAUAAAAUGAUGAUAAUCGCGGGGACUAAUCGAGGUUGUCCUUGGAGUUGUCGUUGUUGCUAAAACUCCCUUUUGCCGUGUGGGUGGGUAGCGUCUAUCCUCAAUUUCAACCAGCUGUUUGCUCGGUAAUGCUUAGUUUUAAUGCUUAGUAGUUCGUUUCCUUUGCACUCGAUUGGCUGCUCUUUUUUCUGCCGCUCAAAUUCGCAGGGUGCAACUAACGGGAAAAACAAGGGAACACAACCUGAUACACAGUUUCCUCAUUGAAGACGCAAGUUAUUGAUACAGAAUUCGAGAAUUGGUUCUAGACUAAUAGAGUGUUUUCUCUGUCACGCAAUAAAAAAUAAAAUCAAAAAUCAUUCAGUGGAUAACGUCAAAAAAU